GCACUGUCGUGUUUCUUAAUUUUGUUUAUUAAUUCAGAAUAUAUCAUAUUGGUUAUCAAUUUAUAGUGCUUCAUGGAGGAGGUUAAGGAACACCCAUACGUCUUGGAAUGUGAAGCCGCUAAGCCACUGAUCGUUGACACCUUUAAAUUUAUGUACGACCUGGACUUUUUGAAUCCUCAGGCAGACGAGCUUACCACUCCACCACUGGCAAUGCCAAGGCUACCGCACGAAGUCAUCUUUGCGAUAGGCGGCUGGAGCGGUGGCACCUCUAAAGGUUGCAUCGAGACUUAUGACACGAGGGCAGACAGAUGGGUAACCAUUAACGCAGAGGAUCCUGCUGGUCCCCGAGCGUAUCAUGGAACCGCAGUGCUUGGUUUCAAAAUAUUCUCGAUUGGCGGAUAUGAUGGCGUAGAGUAUUUCAACACAUGCCGAGUUUUUGACGCGGUUAAAAAAAAAUGGAACGAAAUCGCACCGAUGCAUUGCAGGCGCUGCUACGUAAGUGUAACAGAGCUAAAUGGUAUGAUAUAUGCAAUCGGCGGCUACGACGGGCAUAACCGACUGAACACUGUGGAGCGGUAUAAUCCAAGGACCAACCAGUGGUCCGUUAUCCCGCCAAUGAACAUGCAACGCUCUGAUGCCAGCGCCUGUACUUUGCAAGAACGCAUAUAUGCUACAGGGGGAUUUAACGGCCAGGAAUGCCUAGACAGCGCCGAGUAUUAUGACCCUGUAACCAACAUUUGGACUAGAAUACCUAACAUGAAUCAUCGUCGGUCUGGAGUGAGCUGCGUGGCCUUUAGAAACCAGCUUUACGUUAUCGGCGGCUUUAACGGAACAGCGCGUCUAUCUACCGGAGAACGCUUUGAUCCGGACACGCAAACUUGGCACUUCAUUCGUGAAAUGAACCACUCUCGCAGUAACUUCGGGCUUGAGAUUAUAGACGAUAUGAUUUUCGCUAUAGGCGGCUUUAACGGCGUCUCAACGAUCUCUCAUACGGAAUGCUAUGUAGCCGAAACAGACGAAUGGAUGGAAGCCACAGAUAUGAACAUUGUUCGUUCCGCCUUGUCUGCCAAUAACAGAGCUGGGCUCCCAAACAAGCGAGACUAUAUACACAAAGAGCGGGAUCGCCUAAUACUGAAAAAAAAAAAAAAAAAAAAAAAAACGCCGAAACUGCGCUAGGCAUCGGCUACAACGCCUCGU
This is a messenger RNA of Drosophila sechellia, 1197 nucleotides long. Its product is annotated as kelch-like protein 10. The record is from RefSeq and is a predicted model, not a curated record. NCBI's taxonomy places the organism in Eukaryota, Metazoa, Arthropoda, Insecta, Diptera, Drosophilidae. The coding region runs from base 73 to 1176 and encodes 367 amino acids. Gene Ontology annotation, molecular function: protein binding. The transcript is spliced from 2 exons.